Molecule: messenger RNA, 655 nt
Organism: Camelina sativa (false flax)
Lineage: Eukaryota; Viridiplantae; Streptophyta; Magnoliopsida; Brassicales; Brassicaceae
Product: phytosulfokines 2
Biological process (GO): cell population proliferation
Cellular component (GO): extracellular region
Molecular function (GO): growth factor activity
Source: RefSeq, a predicted model, not a curated record
UAUAAAUUUGAGAAUUCAAAGAAACCAAAACCGUCAUCUCCUCUCUUUUAAGCAUCUCUCCCCCCUUCCAAGAAGAUAUCGAAAAAAUGGCAAACGUCUCCGCCUUGCUCACGAUAGCUCUCCUCCUUUGCUCCACGCUAAUGUGCACUGCCCGUCCCGACCCAACCUUCACCGUCACUAUCACGACUGCUGCCGCGGAUCCAUGUAACAUGGGGAAAAAGAUGGAAGGAAAACUAGAUGAAAUGGCAGAAGAGAACUGUGGUGCCAACGACGAAGAUUGCUUAAUGAGGAGGUCUUUGGUCGCUCAUACUGAUUACAUCUAUACCCAGAAGCAGAAGAAUUAAGAAUCUUUGAUUCUCGCUAAUUUAUUUCUAACAAACUUUUGGCUGAUUGGCUCUCUUGGUGAUGUGAUUCAUGUCAAUGUCAUCCUUAAUCAGUCAUUGUUACAUAGAUCAUCAAGAUAGUUAUGGACCCAUGGUUGUGAUUAUUAUAAACUAGAAAGGUAUAUAUGUUUCAGAAGUUUGACAAUAAGGAAUUGAUUAAAUCUUAGUGAUUUGUAAUACCUUAUAUUAAAAACACAUGAAAUUCAAGUAUCUUCAUCAUAUUGUAAGUGGAUUAUUUUUUAAUCGAGAAAACAUGUUGGGUUGUUGAUUAA